This is a messenger RNA of Rotaria sp. Silwood1, 750 nucleotides long. NCBI's taxonomy places the organism in Eukaryota, Metazoa, Rotifera, Eurotatoria, Philodinida, Philodinidae. The record is from the annotation of a GenBank genome assembly.
AUGAAUCCUGAAGAUCAACGUACAAGUUGUCCAGGAUUUUUGGAUGAAUAUGGUGUAUGGAAUAAUGGUUUUGAAUGUCCACCAUUAGCUGGUCAAAUCCAUGUAUGUUGUGGAUCAGAAUCUCGUCGUUAUUGUUGUACAUUAGAGAAUCUUUAUAAAACUCCGUCAAAUUCAUUAAAUCGUCUAGAACAAAAUUUGUAUUCAACUAUUGAAACAUCAUUAUUUUUAACCGAAACAAAAUCUUCAACUAUUUUAACAUUACCAAUACUUUUAACAUGUAUUCUUAUAUUAAUACUUAUUUUCUUAUUUAUUUUAUUAAGUUUAUUUUUAUGGUAUCGAUAUCAAAAACAUAAUAAUAAUAAUAAACAAAGACAAAAAGAAAAUUUAUCAACAAAAACAAAUUUACUUGUUGAUCAUUUUCCAUUUUCACCUCCACAUCAUUUUUUUAUGAAUGAAAAUAAUUUACAUUAUAAUAAUACAACAUCACAUUUACAACAACAAACUAAAGAUACGUUAACAACAACGACAAUAGCACCAUCAACAAUAACAAGUACAUCAUCAACAUCAGGUCGUAUACCAUCUGAUAUUUAUUUUAAUGAUUGGAAAGAUUUUCUUAUUGCUGGUGAACAACCAAUGAAUAUGUAUCCAACAAUGUCAUCUCAUAGUAAUGAACUAAAUAAUGAUCAUCAGUAUCUUAAUUCAAAUUAUUUAUAUCAUGGUAAACAUCAACGACAUGAUGCUAUUGUCUAA